UGAAAGAGUGUUCCUAAUUUUUCACUCCCGUUUCAUCUCUCUGCCGUCGUAUCGUAUCGCCGCCGCUGGUCGCCUUCUUUCAUCGGUCGCAUGAUGUAAAUAUUGAAUUGAGAUUGUGAUCGUUAAUGAUGGAACUCAUCUAUGGUUGUAGAGUGUUUUGAAGUGAAGAAAAAAAUGGGAGACAAGAGGAAGAAGACGUUCAUGUUCAUCCGUCUUGUGUCAGCUGCUGGAACUGGGUUCUUUUAUGUGAAGAGGAAGAGUACUAAGGGACUUCUUGAGAAGCUCGAAUUCCGUAAGUACGAUCCUAGAGUCAACCGUCAUGUCCUCUUCACUGAGCAGAAGAUGAAGUGACAGGGAUUAAAAACUCUACAUUCCAAUACUAGUAGUUACUUCUUAUCAGAUCAAAGAACUUGUCAGGUUGAGUUUUGAGGUUUAGACUUUGUAAGUUUCAUGUUUUCAUUUACUGUCUCAGGGUUUAUUAAAAAAGCAAAAGACUCUUAUCAUCAAAAUCUUGCUGUCAAAGAAUGACUAAUUGACACAAA
This is a messenger RNA of Camelina sativa (false flax), 542 nucleotides long. RefSeq lists its product as uncharacterized. Gene Ontology annotation, biological process: translation. Gene Ontology annotation, cellular component: ribosome; large ribosomal subunit. The record is from RefSeq and is a predicted model, not a curated record. Lineage: Eukaryota; Viridiplantae; Streptophyta; Magnoliopsida; Brassicales; Brassicaceae. Gene Ontology annotation, molecular function: structural constituent of ribosome.